Molecule: messenger RNA, 3413 nt
Organism: Gavialis gangeticus (Gharial)
Lineage: Eukaryota; Metazoa; Chordata; Crocodylia; Gavialidae
Gene: ENPP1
Product: ectonucleotide pyrophosphatase/phosphodiesterase 1
Exons: 25
Coding region: 94-2775 (893 amino acids)
Biological process (GO): inorganic diphosphate transport; regulation of bone mineralization; ATP metabolic process
Cellular component (GO): cell surface
Molecular function (GO): phosphodiesterase I activity; metal ion binding; nucleic acid binding
Source: RefSeq, a predicted model, not a curated record
GCAGAUAAACACGGGGGCAGGAGGCGGGAGCGGGGGGGCCCGGCGCGGCCCGGUGCCCCCGCUUUUAAGAGGCGGCGGCGGAGCGGGAGGGCGAUGGUGAUGGCGAUGCGUGGGGACGACGGCAGGGCGGCGGGCGAGCGGGCAGCGCAGCCCAUGCUGCCGCCUAUGGAGGUGGCCGAGGAGCCGGACAAAGCCAGGCGCAGGGACCCCAACCCCUACAAAGUGCUGUCGCUGGUAUUGUGUGUCUGCGUGUUAACCGUAAUCUUAGGAUGUAUAUUUGGACUGAAGCCAAGUUGUACAAGAGAUGUUAAAACCUGUAAAGGCCGUUGUUUUGAGAGGACAUUUGGAAGCUGCCGCUGUGAUGCCGAUUGUGCCAAACUUGGAAAUUGCUGCUUAGAUUUUCAGGAGACAUGUAUAGAGCCAGCUCAUAUAUGGACCUGCAAUAAAUUCCGGUGUGGAGAAAAGAGGCGACCUGAGUAUCAUUGCUCCUGUUCAGAUGAUUGUGUGGAAAAAGAUGAUUGUUGCUUGAAUUACUAUGCAAUUUGCCAAGGAGAAAAAAGUUGGGUGGAAGAAAAAUGUGAGAACAUUAAUGAAUCCCAGUGUCCAGCAGGGUUUACAAAACCCCCACUCUUACUGUUUUCCUUGGAUGGCUUCAGAGCAGAGUAUUUGCGUACAUGGGGUGGACUUCUUCCUGCUAUCAGCAAAUUACAAAAAUGUGGAACAUAUACUCCCAGCCUGAUACCUGUCUAUCCAACAAAAACAUUUCCCAAUCAUUACUCCAUUGUCACAGGGCUGUAUCCUGAAUCCCAUGGUAUAAUUGAUAACAAGAUGUAUGACCCAAAAAGAAAUGCUUCCUUUACACUUAAAAAUGCAGAGAAGUUUAAUCCACAGUGGUACCAAGGAGAGCCUAUCUGGUUGACAGCUAUGUAUCAAGGUCUAAAAGCUGGCACAUAUUUCUGGCCAGGAUCAGAUGCAAAAAUUAAUGGAACUUUUCCAAAUUUGUAUAAAAUAUACAAUAGUUCAAUCCCAUUUGAGGCAAGGGUGACAACUAUUCUUCAGUGGUUGAAGUUACCUGAAGAGGAAAGACCACACUUUUACACUCUGUAUUUAGAAGAACCUGAUACCUCAGGCCACAAGUUUGGACCAGUCAGCAGUGAAGUCAUUCUUGCAUUACAGAGAGUGGACAGGAUAAUUGAGAUGCUGAUGGAUGGUCUCAAACAAAUGAAUUUGCAUAAAUGCCUAAAUAUCAUCCUUGUAUCUGAUCAUGGAAUGGAAGUAGCUAGCUGCAGAAAAACAGCCUAUCUGAGCACAUAUCUGGACAAUGUGAAUGAUUUCAUGAUUGUGGCAGGCCCCGCAGCUCGCUUGAGACCAAUUAAUGUUCCAGAUGAGUAUUUAUCUUUUGAUUAUGAAGGCAUUGUCAGGAACCUUACAUGUAUUGACUCCAAUCAGCCUUUCAAGGCAUAUAUGAAAUGGCAGUUACCCAAGCGUUUUCACUUUGCCAACAAUGACAGAAUAGAACCAGUGCAUUUUUACUUAGACUCACAGUGGCAACUUGCUCGGAAACCAUUUGAAAUCAAGUUUUGCAAAGGUGGAUUUCAUGGCUCAGACAAUCUCUUCCCAAAUAUGCAGGGUAUCUUUAUUGGCUUUGGACCUGGAUUCAAGUUUAGUACUAAGGUUGACCCAUUUGGAAAUAUUGAAAUCUAUAAUUUAAUGUGUGACCUGCUUGAUUUGAUACCAGCCUCUAACAAUGGGACUCAUGGAAGCCUAAACCACCUUUUAAAAAACCCUGUUUAUAUCCCAAGCCAUCCGGAGGAAGUGAGCCGUCCUUCUUCAUGUUCAGUCAUGAAACUAAGACCCUUUCCAGUGAACCGUGGCUGCAUAUGCAGUUCAUCAGGUUUGCCAAUAAGGGACUUUCACCAACGUUUAAAUCUCACUGCAUCACAAGAAAAGAACAUAGAAGAAUACAAUUUGCCAUAUGGGAAGCCUAGGGUUCUACAGAAGAAAAGCAUCUCUUGCCUCCUCUACCAUCACCAGUAUGUGAGUGGAUACAGCAAGGACCUCAGCAUGCCUUUGUGGAGUGCCUACACUAUUAGCAAAUCUGACACUUGGGUUGGGUCUAUGGAAAAUAUCUCCAGCUGUUUACAUAUGGAUAUUCGCACCCCUUCCAGUCACAACCAGCUUUGCUCGUUCUACAAGAAUCACCCUCGACUAAACUACGGAUUCCUUUCUCCGCCAAAUUUAAUAAAAGACACGAAGAACAGCCACUAUGAAGCACUACUUAGCAGCAACAUUGUGCCAAUGUAUCCUGGUUUUCAAGUGUUGUGGAAUUAUUUCUAUGAAGUCCUGCUACCAAAAUAUGUUGUGGCAAGAAAUGGUGUCAAUGUAAUCAGUGGCCCUGUGUUUGAUUAUGAUUACAAUGGGAUCUAUGAUGUCCCAGAAAAAGUGAAAAGGCAACCAGGAAAUUCAGAAGUUCUGAUUCCAACUCACUACUACAUUGUGCUGACAAGUUGUAAAAAUAUUUCACAGACACCUCUGGAGUGUGAGGGGGCUCUAGAUGCCUUAUCCUUCAUCAUACCUCAUAGAGAAGACAACAGUGAAAGCUGUGCAAAUGGUAAAUCUGCAUCUUUGUGGGCCGAAGAGAGAAUGAAGUUUCAUACAGCUCAGAUCAGAGAUGUGGAACUUCUUACUGGCCUCAGCUUCCAUCAAGACAGAAAACAACCUGUAUCUGAUAUUUUGCGGUUAAAAACAUAUUUACCAACUUUUGAUAAAGUGUAAGUUUUUCUAUAAAAUGGUUCUGCCGAUUUUGCAAAGGAUUUGUAAAUAGACUCUUUUACUUGCAGAUUUUUUUAAAAUGAUCUGGAACACUUAAUCAGAGCUAUUGGCCAAAACAUGAGAAGAAUCUAUGCCACACUUGUAUCUCAGGGACACUGGAUGAACUAUGUACAACACAGGAAAGCAGCUCCUGUUGAAUUUUAUUCCUUCACUUGACCGUGGUAGACAUAUGUCCAUUGAUAAAGCCAUUCUACCAGCAUUGGAAAUUUAUAUGGCAAGACACUGAGAAGAACACUAAUUAUACCUUUUAAAAACAUUGGAGAAGCUUAUGAGGGAGGAGUGCCGAUCAAAACUGUGCUUAAAAGUGGGGGUUAUUGGCACAUGUUUUAACUUUUGGGAACUCAUUGCAAUCCAUCUUAGUGUUGUUCACUCAACAAAAACUCCUUUCAACUUGGCUUCUUCUGGGAGGGUGAAGGUCUUGUGGAUUAGAUUUUGAUCUUUGUGCCAUUUAAAAUUUCAUGUGAUAAUGCACUGCAUAAAGCUAUAUUGUUGUAAUGUCACCCAUCUCCCACAGUAGGGAUGGAGACCAAAACCAUCAGCACCAUAAGACAGACCUCUAACUAGUGAAGUAACUCUGAUAG